This is a messenger RNA of Daphnia pulicaria, 3686 nucleotides long. RefSeq names its product RNA polymerase II-associated protein 1-like. Gene Ontology annotation, cellular component: nucleus. Bases 76 to 3645 code for a protein of 1189 amino acids. The transcript has 6 exons. NCBI's taxonomy places the organism in Eukaryota, Metazoa, Arthropoda, Branchiopoda, Diplostraca, Daphniidae. Gene Ontology annotation, biological process: transcription by RNA polymerase II. The record is from RefSeq and is a predicted model, not a curated record.
UUAAAAAGUUUAAAAGUUGUGAUUAUUUUGGACACCGUAGAUUUAUCACAUGUGUUUGACUUACAUCCAUAAAGAAUGACGGCAAGACCAAAGUUAACUUGUGAAGAAGACGAGCUGAUGGAGAUGCAGGAGGCAUUUAGAUCGGGAAGACUGGAAAACUCUAGUACAUCAGAAAUCAUUAAGGCACCUAGAGCUAAUUCAAAUGAGGAGAAGAAGUCCAUGUUUGCCCAAAGACAAGAAAUGGCUGAUAAAAUGAAGGAAAAACAAUUUCAUUUUCAACUUCCAAAAGUACAGGUAUUACGGGAUGUAGUUGAAAAAUGUGAAAUUCAAGAGAGGAAAGUAGAAGAUCUCAAAAGAGAAAAUCCCUUUCCUGAAGUUUUUCAAAGAACAAAAUCCCUUAAAGCUUCAGGAUCUGGAAGUAUCUUUGCCCAACAACUGAGGAAAGCAAAAAUGGUAAGAGAAGAAGCUGCAGAAAAUCCUUCUGUUAAACUGCCACCCUUUCCAAAUCAAAGCAGUACAAUUGCACAAGCCGUUUUAGGAGAAACUGAGGCUACACAAAUCCACCAGGAAAAUCUACAAAAAUUAUCAUCCAUGACUGAGGAAGAUAUUCUCAGAGAGCAACAGCAGUUGUUACAAAAUUUGGACCCAAAACUUGUUGCACUUUUGAAGAACAAAAAGCAAGCAGCUCUCAAUUCAAAACAAGUUGUUGUAGAGGCAAAACCAGUAGACCAAACUAUGGAAGAAGUUGAACCUGAAGUAGAAGAAGUUCAAGAGUUAAAAAAUUCAAAAUGGGUACACAUGGAUCGUGUAGAGAAGGAAAAGGUUCGGUGGAUGUCAUCUUUACCUCCCAUCAAAGAGAUUUCCGGAGAAAGCUUUCAAGCCCGAUUCGACUUUCAAGGCCAUCUCCUUUCAGCCAAUGUUGAUUUUCCGGUUACUUCAGCCCUCCACCACCAUGGCGAGGAACCUGAGAGAGCUGGAUAUUCCAUCAAUGAACUGAUGCUGCUAAGUCGUAGCAGCAAAAUGCAACAAAGAGUAUUAGCGUUGAAUACUAUCGCCAGUGUGUUGGAAAACACUCGAUUAGGACUGUAUGACUCAUGUUUUGAAUCUCCCCUAAUCCCUACUUUGCUGGACAAUGGGAUCUUGCUGUUAUUACGGUUUUGUAUGGAUGACAGCGCCCCAUCAGUUGUCGUCGCAUCCCUGGUCGCUUUUUCGCGUUUGCUUUCUAGCCCGUUUGACGAAACCUGCCUUGAACGCUGCAACAUUUGGCACGGUGGGGAAAAGCAACCAAAUUUGUGUAGUCACAUCGAAAUGGAUCCUACAGACCAGGAGCAAGAACCUGAAAUGAAAGACAACGAAAUGAUUCGAGUAGAUGUAAUCAAAGCUUGCUUACGAAUGGAUGUACCUUGGAGGAUUCGUUACAUUUUGGAAGAAAUUCGUCCAGAAGCACGAGCUGUGGUUGCUGCGCUCGAGAUUCUUACUAGAAUGGCCCGGCAUUCUCCUGCUGUUGCUCAGUCUAUCCUCGAUUGCCCUCGUUUAAUGGACACAAUCUUCCGUUGCUUCUUACCUAAAGAUUGGGCAUCGCUCAAUACGAGUCAAGACCAAACGGAAGAAAUAGAUAACUUGUAUGGUUCACCUGUCCGCCAAGUACUUCGCCUGGCUCGCGUAAUUGCAUCGUGGAAUCCAGAACUCGCCAUCACACUCGUCACUAAAUAUUCAAUUUUGGAGUCGAUCAAAAUCUACGUGGCGAUGGACACGAUUGAACUGAAGUUGCCAUCCCAGGAAGCUCUUCUGCUGGUUUUGGAUUGCUACCACACUUGGCGCACUCUCCUUCAACAGGGCAUCGGCAUACAAUCAUUCUUGGAGUUUUAUCCGGUUUGGUUUCCUCAACUGCAAUAUUAUCAGUCUUCAAUCUCGAUGGAUUCUGGAACCAGCAACAAUAGCAACGCCCGCUUCAGUCAUCAUUUGGGCGCAUCCAUGCUACUUUUGAUGGAAGCACUUUUGAGCACAUGCUGUAAUUCAGGAAGCUGCUCCGGGAACUGCUCGGGGAACCAUAAGCAUUUGCACAUCAAAGAGAUUGGUGGUUUAAGAGAAGCUGUAGAGAUGUGCGUCGCCAAAUGGGCCUGGCAGCUACGCAAACUUACAUAUCCUAUUCCAGAUUCAGCCGGAUGUCUACUAGCCGCUGGAAUUCAUCUCCUAGCUACUUUUUACACACAUUGGAUCGACCCUCAAGCUCCGCCUUUACUGGAUAAACUCUGUUCGAAUCACAUCCUUCCUCUGCUUCAUUCAGGACCAAUGCAAGAGCUUGCCAAAUCACUAGUUAAUCAUAGCAAUCUUGCAUCCACUCUAGAGUCCUGCUCAAGAUAUCCAGAAUCUCUCCCAUCCGUCAAUGCCACAGCACUUGGAGGAGAAUUGAUCCCGAUAAUGGCCUCCUCUAGUCCGUUUCCUUUGAUCGCGUCCAUUUUUCGGAUCCUGAGGAUUUGGAAGGUUAAAAGUUCAUCUACCCAGACUAUUGAUUUGAAGUUACCCAACUCGUAUUUCGAUUACCUGGAGAAAUUGAAUCGAUCACCGUCCGCCUUGUCUGGUAACUGGUUCACACGUUACGAACUUCAUUUCCUUCAUGAAUUCUUGAUUAUCGGAGCUGAGUGGGCUGUAUUUACUCCCGAUCAAGCACAAGUCGCACACCAAGUAGCCUUAACCGCAAUAACAAGUCUCGGUCCUGGAGCGGAAGCCAUUGUUGUGAAUUGGAUUAGUCGUCUGAUAUUCCAUCCCGAGUUUAUUCAACGAGGUUGUGACCUGGAGACAAAUUUAGAACAGCUACAGAUCAACGAGACCACAAAAUCUUUGCUAUCGAAAACCGUAAACGAAUUAAGUCAGGUGGCAAAGUUUUACAGCAGUCAUCUUUUUCCCGGAACAUUAACCGGAGAUUCUUCUACCGCGUUGACGCUUGAACAUCGUCAACUCCUUCCAGCUGAUUGGAUCUACUUACCUUUGGUGAUGCUGUACCAAAAAGAUCUUGAAAAGCCACUGGAAGACAAUGGAUUGGUUUCACAAACGGCCUUGUAUUCGUUGCAAGCCGUUUACGUUCUUCUGUCGCUUCGACCUACCUGGUUCUUCCGCAUUCAACCGGCAGAGCAUUAUGCGCGUUUGGCCUGCACUUUCAUGGCAGGGAAUGACCUUUUCCUGGAAAAAAGCAUCUGUGAUUACAUGUGGCCUAUCUUACGGAAACUGGCUGUUCAACACCUAGAUUUCAGCCGUCCCGUUGCUGGGGUGGAUGAUUUUAUAGACCUAUACGAUCGCUUGAUCAAUCAGUUUGAAGCAGUUUCUUACGGUAGUCCACUCUUUGCCGCUUUCGUUCUAUUGCCAAUACAACAGCAACAGCAUGUCCGUUUUCGCACAAAACUUUGGUGUGAACAUUCAAACGCUCUCCGCAUCCUUACAUUGGACGAUCAACAGAUGUUGGAUUCGUUGGACCGAUGGAAAUACCCUAUUGAAACAGAUGAUGUAUUGGUAUUGAAAUAUGCGUCUUCCAUAAGAUCUGGUUUAAUAACCAGCGAGAGGAACUCCGUUAUUUUCAAAAUAGCAACUCAUCACAUCAAACAUUAUGUUGAACGAAAUCCAGUCGAUCUCGAUAAAUUUAAUUUUUGAAAUUUGGUGGAAUAAUACAGAAAGAAAUGACAGCACAGGAA